AUGACAGAGGUUGCGGCCAGGGCUGUGCCGCAACAGCCCUCGAUCGCGCCUGAUGCGACGAGCCCCCGGCCGGGACAAAAUAGCCGCCUGAAUCACGAUACCUCUCUCGUAAGCAGCAACGGCUGCUUCGAGUUCGACCGCGUCAUAAAAUGCGGCUACGUGGAGAAGCGCACCAAGACCAAGCAAUGGAAGCCUGUAUACCUCGUCCUGCGACCCGAUUACCUAUCCAUGUAUAAGAACGAAAAGGAAACAAAGUUGCGCUAUCAAAUACCCCUUGCCGACCUCAACGCCGUCACCCUCCUCAAGGACCCGAAGCACAAGCGCCAAAAUGUCUUUGGUCUAUUCUCACCCUCCAAGAACUUUCACCUACAGGCGCGCUCGCUGCAAGACGCACGCGAGUGGGUAGAACUGAUACGAAAGGACGCCCGCCUUGCUGAGGAAGAGGAGGAAAUGUUUCUCGCUAGCCCCCUCGCCCGUACGCUCUCUCCGACCGCGCCCUGCACAAUACCACCCACAAGCCUCACCAACAUUGACGAGCAAAUACACAGCAUGUCCGAGCAACUCCUUUCGAGCUCCCCCGAAACCUUUGGUCCUCCCGCGCCUGGGUUCCUAGGCCACCGCGACAACUCCAUCGUCGACUCAUCGGGCGGCGAGAUCGCCUCCCACUCCGACUUGUCAGACACCGACUUUCAGCGCAUCCGCGGCGGCUCCAUGGAGAGCCAGCUGUUUCCCGGUCACAUCGAGGUCGGAUCGAUACCGCCUAGCUCCGGCCUCCCCUACCGCCCGGCUGCACAGCGCUCUGCCAGCCAGGUCAGCGUCGCCAACCAAGAGCAGGAGCUGGACCGCGUCGUCUGGCAAGGCUGGCUGUGGCAGCUCAAGAGCAAAGGCGGCGUCAAGCAGUGGAAGGACAUGUGGGGAGUGCUGCGGCGGCGCAACCUCAUUCUCUACAAGGAUGAGUCCGAGUACCUCGCGCAGUGGAUCGUGCAGCUCUCCGUCAUUGUCGACGUUGUUGACAUUGACCCAAUCAACAAGAGCAAGGAGAACUGUUUGCAAAUCAUUACCGAGGAGAAGAGCUUCAAGUUUUGCGCACACGACGAGGAGUCUCUCGUACAGUUCAUUGGAGCGCUCAAGAGCCUGAUUGCGAAGCGCAAGGCUCUUGAGUCGAGGCUUGCGGCAUCGUACUCCUGA
This is a messenger RNA of Cordyceps fumosorosea ARSEF 2679, 1188 nucleotides long. RefSeq names its product PH domain containing protein. Bases 1 to 1188 code for a protein of 395 amino acids. The transcript has 2 exons. The record is from RefSeq and is a predicted model, not a curated record. NCBI's taxonomy places the organism in Eukaryota, Fungi, Ascomycota, Sordariomycetes, Hypocreales, Cordycipitaceae.